Molecule: messenger RNA, 898 nt
Organism: Gasterosteus aculeatus aculeatus (three-spined stickleback)
Lineage: Eukaryota; Metazoa; Chordata; Actinopteri; Perciformes; Gasterosteidae
Gene: snrnp25
Product: small nuclear ribonucleoprotein 25
Biological process (GO): mRNA splicing, via spliceosome
Cellular component (GO): U12-type spliceosomal complex
Molecular function (GO): protein binding
Source: RefSeq, a predicted model, not a curated record
CAGUGAUAUUCACUGCACACGUGGUUUGUUUACUUCAUGGCUUUCUUCAGUGAAAUAGUUUCACCGUCAGCUGGUUGAGUAUCGAGCUGUAGGUGUUGGUGGAAGAUGGAGAACCAGAUUCAGGACUCUGUUGGAGGAGGACCGCCUGUAAAGGACGAAGAGGAGGACAACCGGAGCCGGACGGAGGAGGAAGAGGAGGACAACCAGCGCCGGGCGGAGGAGGAAGAGGAGGAAGAUGAGGAGGCUCUUCCUCACUCAGAGAUCCUAGAUAUUUUUGAGGAGGGACUCGCUCGACUUGUGCAAGACCCUUUACUCUGUGAUCUGCCCAUUCAGGUGACCCUGGAGGAGGUGAACUCUCAGAUUGCUUUGGAAUACGGCCAAGCGAUGACUGUGAGGGUUUUAAAGGCAGACGGAGAGAUAAUGCCCAUAGUGGUGGUGCAAAAUGCUACUGUGCUUGACCUGAAGAAGGCCGUUCGCAGGUUCAUGGAGCUGAAACAACAACGUGAAGGUGGAGUUAAACACAUCAGCUGGAGAUAUGUUUGGAGAACUUAUCAGUUGAUAUUUCAAGGGGAAAAGCUUGAAGAUGACAAGAUGAGACUUAAAGACUACGGGAUCAGGAACAGAGACGAGGUGACGUUUAUGAAGAGACUCAGGAAAAAAUGAGAACGUUUCUCAUGUCAGGAAAAUGCACCAGUUUUUCGUUUGUUCUGGUUCUACUCGCCCCGCAGACUGGAAAUGACUCACAAAGUACUGAUCAUGUUUUAGAGCACAUCUCAAAAAGGCUCCAUGUAAAUAAGAUAUUUGAGGACUGUCAAUCCCCACUUUACUGGGCGUGAUUUACCGGUGUGUUGUAGUUUUGUAUACUUGUCCGCAAACAUUAAAACAUUACAGUAUUUUA